Molecule: messenger RNA, 2403 nt
Organism: Physella acuta
Lineage: Eukaryota; Metazoa; Mollusca; Gastropoda; Physidae
Source: RefSeq, a predicted model, not a curated record
CACUGUCGCAGCGUUAAAACAGUAACAUUAUCAAGAUUAGAGAAAAAUCACUAACAUGUCUGUGCUACAGUUUAAGGAGAUUUUACAAGCUAAUUUAAACAAGGGUACAAUUGAAUAUGUAACAGGCAUACUAUAGAACAAGCUCAUCUAUCAACUUUUUUAAAUUGUUAUUCAUGGCUGAACCAAACCAUUUUGAGAAGGUUGUUAAAAUGAACAGUUUCUCUCCUGGAUCAACAGAAUUAUUUCCUCCUGUCAAAUUUAAACAUAUUUUAAAGAGUUCAGAAAUGCUUGCAGAAGAAGCAGCAGAGUUUGAAGAUGAGCUCUUACAAUCGGACUUGGAUUUUACAAAAUCUUCUGAACCGAUUUUCUUUAAGAAUCCUCUGCAUUUGCAAUUAGAUCACAUGGAAGCAAAAAAUGUGGAACCUCCACAAUCACCAGCAAAGCCUGGAAGAAAUAUGCGAGCUUAUGAGGGUUCAAAAAAAUUGGACCAUUCUGAGGUGGACAAAAACAAACAAAAACUGCUUGAAGACAUUAAAAAACAACAACAAAAACAGGACUUGAAAGUGAAUACCAUGCAAGCAGCCACUGCCUUAGUAAAUGAUAUGUUACUAAAUGGCUUUCAUAUAACCCCACCUGAUGAAACACCUCGAUUAACAUUGGACAAGGCAUCCCAACGUGCUAUAUCAGAAGAUCAUCUGUUAGGCCCCAUUGAAGAAAAGAAGUUAGUUGUUGCAAUGUAUCAUGAACUAAAACGAAUUCAGAAAACACACACUGAAAUAGCUAAUACUCCAUGAUUUAUUUUAAAUUAAUUUCUUUUAUAUGAUAAAACUAUCAAAAUCACAAUAUUAUAAUUAAAUUGAGUUUUUAUUGACUCUGUUUAAGUUCAAAUCCUGUUGCUUAGGUUAAAUUAUAUAUUUUGAUAUUUUCACUAAGCAUACUGUGGCCAUUAAUCACAUCAUAUAUCAAAAUGUAAUUUGUAUGUGUUGUAUCCCUAAAUUCUGGUUCUUAAUCCCUUUAGCUAUUCCAUGUAAGAUUUUAGGGAUUCAUUAGUUUAAAAAGUUGUUGUUUAUUUCUGAGUAGGAGUUUAUGACAUUUGCCUACAAAUCUUGUUUAGUUAUAAAUGUUUCUACAAAAAGUGAUCAUAAAUGUGCAAUGAUGUUACUAAAAAAAAACCUCCAUGUUAUUAAAAAAAAAAGACUAUCUUACUUUUACUUUUGUACUUAAUUAAAAUACUCUAAUUAAAAUGAUAACGUUAACAAUGUUAUUUGUUUCUACAUCACUGAUGUUUCAAAACUAUCCAUGUAUUCUGGUACAUACUUCAUUUCUCAGUUUUUAGCUGUUGUGGAUCUUUCACCUAAAAGUGCAUCCUCUAUGUGCCUUUUUAAAAUAUUUUACUCCUUUAUAUAUCUAAUGUACCUGAACAAUGUGAUAUUUUAAUUAAACUAUUAUUGAUCCUCCUUAAACAUAGAUUCAUCAAUCAUAUACUAGAAGUAGGUUUCUAAGCUCCAGCUCGAACUUCAUUCAUGAAUGUUAGUUUUUUUACUAUUCACUUCAUUACUACUCAUUAAUUAUCUAAAGCAAAAUGGUUUCAGUCAAUCGAACCUGUAGAGUAGAAAUAUAUUCCAUAUUUAACAAUUGUAUACACUUGAAUCUAAGCACUUUUGAAAACACUGUGUCAAAAUGUAGGGCCUAUAUAAAUGUUCUUUUGAUUUUGCUGGCAAUUACACUGUAGGUUACUUAGCAUUUACAAAAAUAAACUGUUUUACUUUCAAUGCUUUUGUAACACACACACACAAUGAUGAUGGAAUGAAGAUAAUAAAAACGGAUCUGAUUGCUUACUAUUUUUGCAUCAGAUUCAGGGCUGAUUGAAACUGUAAAUUAGUUGCUAGAUUUUACUAACAAGGAAUAUCUGUAUUAUGCAAUGAAAAAACCCAUUGUGUUCUUAAAAUAUGGUUGCAUUAUAUUCUUUCUAAAGCAAGCUGUGAUUAUCAAUCAAUCUAGUUACUGCAUCUCAUUUAGUAUCAAACAUUUUAUUACCUUGAAAUUUGUUAACAUUGUUAUGUUAUAAAAUAAUUUUGUGUUGAAUCUUUGUCAUCUUUGCUGCCAUACAUUGAUUUAUUUAAAUUGCUGUUGUUAAAAACAAACAAUAAUUAUGUUAACCUUUUAGGUUAUUUGAAAGAAUACAUGGAAUGAUUUCUUUUUAUUCGACAUGUUAAUAAAACCAUUGUCAACUACUAUUGAUGACAUAGUUUUAUAAUUUUUCAUUUUAUUUUAGAUUUUAAAUUAUUAGACUAACCGAUAUUAUGGCAACAUAAUUUUUUUUCAAGCACUAAUCAUUAUAUUUUUUUAAUUGUAUAUUUGAUUCAGUUCUGAAUGAUAUAUUUACCAUCCUUCAUUUUUAUU